Molecule: messenger RNA, 2046 nt
Organism: Mytilus californianus (California mussel)
Lineage: Eukaryota; Metazoa; Mollusca; Bivalvia; Mytilida; Mytilidae
Exons: 1
Coding region: 1-2046 (681 amino acids)
Cellular component (GO): membrane
Molecular function (GO): hexosyltransferase activity
Source: RefSeq, a predicted model, not a curated record
AUGUUUUCCAGUGCAAGGCAACAUCAAAAGAAGAUAAUUUUGUCCUUAUUUCUCGUCAGUCUUUCAUUGAAGUUCUUACCAAACUUAAACAGACCACGACACACACUAAACCAGGUUAUAACGACAAGUGGUCACAAAGGAUAUGACCGUCGUCCUCACUUGGUUAUGGGAAUACUUAGUGUCCCACUAAAUAAUAAUUUUAGAGAAGCCUCGAGAAACACGUGGAUUAAUACCAUGAUUAAAAUGAAAAAUGACCUGCCGUUUCGAAUAACAUAUAAAUUUCUACUUGAUCAGGCAACAAAAGACACAUUAAAGGAAAAUAAUAUUUAUCAAGAUAUCCUCUUUUUAAAUAUAACGGAUACAGGACGAGCUUUUAAAUUUGGAAAAAAAUUGUACACGUGGAUAAAACAUAUUCAUAAAAAUUUUCCAGAUGCUUUACUUGGUGCAAAAAUAGACGAUGAUGCUUUUCUGUGUGUACCUCGGAUAUUUGAAAGGUUAAACGAUGUAAAAUCUGUUAAUUUGUAUUACGGCUGGAAGCAUGGAACUGGCAAGAAAAUUUCAAAAUCAGUAAGAAUAGAUGAGUAUUUUGUUGUCUUUGGGAAAACUAUUAUUACAAGAGUAUCAAAUAGGCGUUACUGUCAUAGCACAAACUGCUCGAAAGGUAUGCUAAUCGAUACAAACUAUGGAGGAACAUCACUUGGCGCGUGGCUCUCUGAUUAUACAGACAUUUACUUGCAUGGUGACAAUAGAAGAAUGAUUCAAACAUCAUUCGGUAAACGUCCAUUUCUUAAUAUGAAAUCAAUAAAGUCAAACCUUUGCGAGAAAAAACUAGUCAUUCACAAAACCUCAGUUGACGGAAUGCAACAGUUACAAAAUUAUAAUGAAAAUAAUACAUCUGCUUCAAAAGUAUCUAGUAUUGGUUCUGUUACCGGAUUAAGUUUCACCGGGAAAGUGGUAAGAACUCUUUCCUCUACUUUCGAACCGAACAACAUGGCUUUGGCAUAUCACGACAAUUUUAGUACCUGUGAUAAUUGGGCUGUGGUAACAACAAUAUUUCCUCCGACAAAAGCCAUUCACUCCAUUUCAAAGUUGUCCAAUUGGUGUCUUGUUAUUGUGGCUGAUGUCAUCACGCCAUCAAAAAAUAUCUUCGUAACAAAUAUUACCAAAGACAAUAAAGAGAAAAUUAAAUAUCUUUCUGUGCAAGAGCAGCAACUUUUAUACCCUAUGCUUUCGGACGUUAUACCCUUAAGACAUUUUGGACGAAAAAACAUAGGAUAUAUAUAUGCUAUUCAACAUAAAGCUAAAGUCAUAUGGGAUUUCGAUGACGAUAACGAAGGGAUUGUAGACUUGAGCGAUUUUGAUUCUGCAAAAUAUGCAAAAAGCUGUAAAGAGAUGGGUACCAAUCUUUUUAAUCCCUAUCCGUAUUUUGUUCAGCCGCAUAUUCGUGUUUGGCCGAGAGGGUUUCCAUUGCAAAGCAUAAAAGACAAGAAGACAUUCCCAGAAGUCUGUGAAAUAGACAAACGAAUUAAUCUUGGUGUAAUACAGUCACUAGCUAAUGGUCAAGCAGAUGUUGAUGCUAUAUAUCGUCUCACACAUGACUUCCCUUUCAAUUUCACUACUGAAAGAUACAUUGUUUUACCAAAGAACAAAUAUGCACCCUUUAAUGCUCAGGCAACAAUGUGGUUUCCACAUGCGUUUAUGUACAUGGCAUUGCCUUUAAGUGUAAAUGGACGGGUAAGUGAUAUAUGGAGAAGCUAUAUAGCAGACUACUUUUUUCACAAGACUGGUCUGUCUUUGGUGUUCGCCAAAGCUUAUGUUAACCACCAAAGAACUGCCCAUACAAUUAUUGCUGACUUUAAUGGAGAGUUCAGUUUGUACGAAAAGAGCCUUCAGUUGGUCGACUUGCUAUCAAACAGUAGUUUUGACAGUAUGAAAGAGGCAUAUGAAAGUCUAUACCAGAGAGACUUUAUUGACGAUAAAGAUUUAACUUUCAUUAUUGCAUGGACAAAAACAUUUCUUUAUAUCACACAAAAGAAUAAAUACUAG